GCCAAAUGAAAAUUACUCACGUGGUUGUGGCUUGAAUCAGCUGAUUGAGUGAUCAGGAAACGAGAAAAUUAUUUGUGUGAGAUUCAAAUUGUAAAUUGUAAACAAUUAACUUGAUCCGCUAGUUGAUUAAGACAAUUGUGAACAAUUUUCUUGUUUAAUUAACUCCUUGUUCAUGGUUUAAUUGAGUGAAAUCAAUCAAUGUUCAUCUUUGUUUAAGAUGAUUUAAUAUUUUCAGGUUGAUUUCAGUGGUUGUCUCAUUUUUCAUUUUGUUAUUCAAAGGGAUUGAAGUUAUUCUGGUUUGGCGUUAAUUGGACUCUUAAUUGUUGAUUGUUAAUGGCGAUUUUUAACAGAAUUAUUCCUCUAAUUAACUCGGUUCGUCAAUGUUCAACAAUUGAAAUUAAAGUUGGAUCAGAAGCGAGAAAACGUAUUUUCACCCGAGAAGAUGUGAUGAAAUUUUGUCAAAUUGUUGGUGACACUAAUCCACUUCAUUUUGAUGAUAAAUCAGCUCAAUUAGUUAAUUUCUCAGGUAUAAUUGUUCCAGGAUUACAAUUAAAUGGAACCGUUUCCUCAAUCAUUGGAACCAAAUUACCAGGACCAGGAUCCAUUUUGGUUAAACAAUUUCUUGAUUUUGUUGCUCCUUGUUACAUUGGUGAACAAGUGAUGACUCGUGUUUGGAUCGCUUCGAUUAAGAAGACAUUCAUUGAUUGUCACUACGAAUGUAUCAUAAUUGGAAACGGAAAGAUUGUAAUGAAAGGCGAUGCUUUGAUUUAUAAACCUGUAGAAAUAAAAAUUUGAUUAAUUUUGCAAA
This is a messenger RNA of Panonychus citri (citrus red mite), 808 nucleotides long. RefSeq names its product hydroxyacyl-thioester dehydratase type 2, mitochondrial-like. NCBI's taxonomy places the organism in Eukaryota, Metazoa, Arthropoda, Arachnida, Trombidiformes, Tetranychidae. The record is from RefSeq and is a predicted model, not a curated record.